This is a messenger RNA of Fusarium poae, 1635 nucleotides long. RefSeq lists its product as uncharacterized. The coding region runs from base 1 to 1635 and encodes 544 amino acids. The record is from RefSeq and is a predicted model, not a curated record. NCBI's taxonomy places the organism in Eukaryota, Fungi, Ascomycota, Sordariomycetes, Hypocreales, Nectriaceae. Gene Ontology annotation, biological process: DNA-templated transcription; positive regulation of transcription from RNA polymerase II promoter by galactose. The transcript has 5 exons. Gene Ontology annotation, cellular component: nucleus. Gene Ontology annotation, molecular function: RNA polymerase II cis-regulatory region sequence-specific DNA binding; DNA-binding transcription factor activity, RNA polymerase II-specific; zinc ion binding.
AUGCUGUUGAACUCGCGUGGCGAGAGAGUUUACGUCGGAGGCGCUGCCUCGAUAUCGUUCUUACAAAUUGUUCGCAAUCUCGUAUCUCAACAAAUCGGACCCUCGGCAUUUUCUCAUAAUGAAAAGAGCGAUACUAUGCUUGAGAUUGAAUCACCAACCGCCACAACACACGAUAAUGAAGUCCCAAGGUUAAGUCAAAGCCAAAAGAAUGGAUUCUCAAACAUUUUUGACGCGGUGACCGAAGGAUUAAUCCACAUCUUUGACGAAGAAAUAAUGGGAUUUCAACUCGCAUUCCUACCCGAAGACAACCCUCAUCGAAUUACACCUCAAAGACAAGCCACUUUGGAUUUAGUAAUGGCAAUCGGCGCGCAAUGCGAAUCCCUUGAGAGCUCCCGAACAAUAGGCCAAGCCUACUUCCGCAGAGCCCGUAGCCAAGCCUUUGUAGGCUUUCUUGAAGAUCCGGACCUUGAAAUGGUGCGCAUAUUCAUCCUCAUGGCAUUUUAUAUGCUGGGCGAGUGUCGAAGAAACGCAGCAUUUAUGUAUCUCGGUAUAGCUGCAAAAGCGGCUCUAGCUCUGGGGUUGCAUAGUCGGGAAUCCUAUGGAGAGAAGCCAGACGAGAAAGAUCUAGCAAAACUACGUGUUUGGUUGAGCGUAUGCAUCCUUGAUAAACUUGUCAACUCACUUCUCGGCCGCCCAUCCGCUUCAGCCCAGAUCCGAUCGGAUAGCAAACUUGACGACCUUGUACAACCAGACGACCUGAUAACAGAACGUUUAAUGGCGGCAAAUAAAAUAUCCUCCAUAAUAAACGAUGUGACUGACACGCUAUACGAUCAGAAAAAAGUCACAACCCCGAUAGUGGAAAAAUUCCUACAGGACAUCGAGAGUUGGAAACGAUCUCUCCCUGACUCAGUGGAUCUACCAAGAGGAAUAUCAUAUCCACUACGAGGAGAAUCACUACGGGAUGGGGCUAUUGGUAGGGUGCAUGUAUCGUGCUUGUACUAUCUAGCCGUCAUGUUGGUUACAAGGCCGUUCCUCGUAUCGACUUUAAUAGCAAAGCCGCUUGCCAAGGGAGCACAUUCACAAUUAGCGGCAGCUUGUCUUGAUGCCGCCAUGUAUCUGUCACAAACAUGUGUCGAGACCCUAGACGCUGGGGAAUUGAUGGGAAACAUGUGUAUUAUGAAGGCUCUUGUCUUUGCCUCGGGACUAAUACUGGGCCUCCAAAUCUUCGCAAAACACCCUGCUGAAGCAGACAUAAUGGACGCAUUCCAGAGCGCAAAACGAGUCUUGGGACACUUGUCAACUCAAAGUCCACAAGCAGCGCAUUACCUCGACAUUCUGACAACCCUUUCGGGAGCGAUUGACAAACGUCGGUCAUCGGAAUCAUCCACGGGCAGAAGUCGCUACGUAUCAAAACUAUGCAGUUUGUAUUCACAGGCUUCACGGGCAGAACCUGUUGUGGCUGAAGCAUUUCCGUUUGUGUAUGCUCACAGCGUAGCCGAAGAUAUAGUGGUUGAUGAUGCGAUGCAGGACUGGGUGUUUCGAGAGUCAGAGGGUGGUGAAGAGGGUGGUGACUUUAGUUUGGAUUGGGAGAGUUUGAACGUUUCUUUGUGGGAUACGUAUCCAUUCCUCUCAUGA